Messenger RNA from Metarhizium album ARSEF 1941, 642 nucleotides. RefSeq lists its product as uncharacterized. Bases 1 to 642 code for a protein of 213 amino acids. NCBI's taxonomy places the organism in Eukaryota, Fungi, Ascomycota, Sordariomycetes, Hypocreales, Clavicipitaceae. The transcript has a single exon. The record is from RefSeq and is a predicted model, not a curated record.
AUGGCAGACCAAGACGACAUGUUGUCGAGAAUCAUUGGGGCAUCUGCCACGCGCGACGUCGUGCCCCGGCCCAAUGAGACGUAUGUCAUCCUCGACCGCGCCUCCGGGGCUGCCCUUGCCAUUUGCGAGGGCGAGCUCCGCCUCGAAAGGGACCUGACCAAGGCGGGUAACUGCUACUGGCGGUCCGUCGAAAAGGACGGCUGGAUGGGCUUUCGCGAGACGCAGCUGGGGAGGUACCUGGGGCACGACUUUUGGUGGAAGUUCAGGGCGGACAAGACGGAGCACAGCGACUACGGCUACUUUGUGCCCAGAAGGCUUGCUGACGGGGGGUACGUGCUGCUGGCGCCGAGCCUGGGGAAGUUGCUGCAGCUUGUUGCUGGGAAGAAUGGUGAGUUGGGGGCCGCGGAGAAGGGCGGCACGGCGUGGGAGUUUAUCAGGGUCGAUACGGACCAAGAGGAGGAGGAGCCGGACGACGAUGACGAGGCGGAAGAGGUGGACGACGAGGAGGAAGACGCGGACGAGGUGGACGAGGAGGAAGGUAAUGCAGAGGAGGAGGAAGACGCGGACGAGGACGAGGAGGAAGGUAAUGCAGAGGAGGAGAAGGACAAGGAGCGCGAGACGGAGGAGAAGGAGAGGGAGUGA